AUGGCCAUCUAUCCUUCGAAACAUGCCGGACCAAGCCAGGUCCGCAGCUAUCGGGCAACAGUCUUGACAACGAAACAUAAAUUGUCACUUCCGGAUACCACUUCAAUGGCAAAUAACUGGAGAUUCGGCCGUGAGCAUGACCUUCGUGAGGCAUCUCGGGAAGACUUUCGCCAUCUGUUUGGAGCGAUCGGUCCGUCACUUUACCACAGCGUCAGUGAGGAUAUGGCUGCUGCGUGGCAUUCGACCCCAGCGGGCUCUCUUAUUGAUCCUCGGUAUUUUAACUCGUAUUAUUAUCCUAUUGUUCUACUAGGGUAUUCGAAGCGAUAG
Molecule: messenger RNA, 327 nt
Organism: Penicillium mononematosum
Lineage: Eukaryota; Fungi; Ascomycota; Eurotiomycetes; Eurotiales; Aspergillaceae
Exons: 1
Coding region: 1-327 (108 amino acids)
Source: RefSeq, a predicted model, not a curated record